Molecule: messenger RNA, 1619 nt
Organism: Camelina sativa (false flax)
Lineage: Eukaryota; Viridiplantae; Streptophyta; Magnoliopsida; Brassicales; Brassicaceae
Molecular function (GO): ubiquitin-like protein peptidase activity
Source: RefSeq, a predicted model, not a curated record
UCCUCCGGCGAGGAAACAAAACAGAGGAGGCCAAAAAAAAAAAAAGAAGUGUAAUCUUACGUGAACAUAAAAAAAAAUGUCAGCUUUGUGUCCUGUCUGCAAUCUUACGCUUCCCCUCUCCUUAAUCCAAAGUCAUGUGAAUUCCCACUUCGAAGACGACGAAAUCGAAAACGAUCACCACUUGGCUCUGCAACUCGCCUCUUCUUCUUCUUCUUCAGAUCAUCCUUCGUCUUCUUCUGCGUCAUCAUCAUCUAACUUGGACAAUUGCAACAAUGUUGCCUCCUUGGUUCAUUCACAGACCAAGAGUCAAUUCUACAGUAUAGGUCAUGGUGGUUUGAUUUGUUUGCUGAGGAACUGUCUGGAAUCCGAACUGAAAUCGAAGUCGAAACCUUUAGAGAGUAGUACUAGUUUACUAUUAGGCUUUGUUGAUCAUUUUCAAUCCUCAAAGGAAGAUAAAGGUUGGGGAUGUGGAUGGAAGAACAUUCAAAUGCAAUGCUCUCAUUUGAUUUCUCAUAGAGAAGAAGCUAAAAGAGUUCUCUUUGGUGGCUCUAACUUCGUUCCUGAUGUUCCUUCGCUCCAGCGUUGGCUCGAGUUAGCUUGGAACAAUGGUUUUGAUGUCUCUGGAGCUCUCCAUUUUAAUACUAGAAUCUAUGGUUCGAAGAGAUGGAUUGGAACCACUGAGUGUGCUGCGUUGUUACGCUCCUUCGGGUUAAGAGCCAGGGUUGUUGAUUUUGCUCCUGAGAAGUCUAAAUCAAUGUAUCUUUCAGUUCCUGGUUCUGCUGUUGCUCCCAAGGUAAAGUCAUAUGGUCCCAUGGACAGAUAUGUAGUUAAAAAGGGCGGUAGUGGGAAGGGGAAAACAGUUGAUUCUCAUGGUUCUAGUUCUUCUAGGAUCAGCAAAGGAGCCGUUUUGAUGAAUUGGGUUUGGAAUUACUUCUCAGAUAACAGGUUAAAUGUUUCCUCGGGUGUUCAUAUGACAAACAAAGGGCCCUUGUAUUUCCAACAUGAAGGGCACUCGAGGACAAUUGUUGGGAUUCAGAGACGUUUGCUAGGAACUACAUCUACUCCCCAGUACAAUCUCCUGAUUUUGGACCCGGCUGAUUUUACUAAAGCUAUAGAGAAAGCGCUUAUAGAGAAGAGAGGAUGGGAGAGACAUCUUAAAAGAGGAGCUCACACAUUGACUUGUCCUGAGUAUCAGAUGUUGUACGUUGAUUCUGGAAUUGCUGAAGGAGCGGAGUUGGAUAAGCUCAAGACCAUUGAUAGCCACUUUGUUGAAUUCUAAUGCCCGCCUUAAUAAAUUGAAGAAUGGUUAUCAAAUUUCUUAGAUCAGUUGCCAUUGUAAACUUAUGUAUCAUAUACAACAUUUUGUAAUGUGCUAAGAAAAAGCUCAUAUAAGAUUGGCAUUAUAUAUAUAUAUAUAUAUAUAUAUUUUGCACUAGUAUUGAAUCUGUUGAUCAUUCAUAGUUAAGAGUUAAGAGUCUUAAGACUGUGUUAUUAUGACUACACAGUCUAAAGUUUCCUCAACAUACAAAGGUUACUUGAACACCAUACUAUAUACCACUUAAAACACCUAAAACAUAAAAAAGAUGUGGCUAUUUUAUUAGAAACACUGAGAAAGGUAA